GAGUGCUACUUCUGCGAUCGUGAGUUCAACUCAUGGAACGCACUGCGGCAGCACAAAGACACCCUCGAGCAUUGGGAGUGCGAAACGUGUGACCAACUUUUCGGAAGUCAAUACACAGCCAAUGCACACAUGACUUCACUAUACCAUUGGGGGACCGCCGUCGAGUGCGAUAAAUGUGAUCGAACCUUCAACACAUGGAAAGCCUGCAAGCGGCACAUGACAAAGUUUGGUCAUUGGUUUACUGACGUUUGUGAUACCUGCGACAGACGUUUUGUCGACAGAAUCGCCGUGGAACAGCACAUGCUUGCCGUCGGGCACAAAGCACAACACCGAUCGCAAAUCACCAACUGUCCCUUCUGUCGCCUUGGCUUCUACGCUGUAUCCAAAAUCCUGCAACACCUAGAAGCUACAUCUUGUCGCGCACGUCCAGACCUGAACCGCGGCAACAUCUACCAUCAUAUUCAUGGAUAUGACACGGGUGCCUAUAUCACUGAAUCAUUUUCGGACAGUAAUGUAUCUGUUCCGGAGAAUGAAGAGUCUCUGUAUCAUUGCCCGAGCAUGACCGGAAAGUGUCAAGGCAAGCGUUUGCGCUCUUUCGCCGCACUUUACGCGCACUUGGAGAGC
Aureobasidium melanogenum CBS 110374 is the source of this 624-nucleotide messenger RNA. RefSeq lists its product as uncharacterized. The record is from RefSeq and is a predicted model, not a curated record. Gene Ontology annotation, biological process: regulation of transcription by RNA polymerase II. The transcript has 2 exons. Gene Ontology annotation, molecular function: RNA polymerase II transcription regulatory region sequence-specific DNA binding; DNA-binding transcription factor activity, RNA polymerase II-specific. Gene Ontology annotation, cellular component: nucleus. Lineage: Eukaryota; Fungi; Ascomycota; Dothideomycetes; Dothideales; Saccotheciaceae. The annotation marks the transcript as partial.